GCCGAGUGUCAAUUUGGGAGCAAUGGCUAUGUCACUGCGAGCUGCGCGACUCUUGGGUCGCCGAGUGGCUGUUCUGCCAUCGAGCGUUCGUCUUUCCCGCGUCGCGACGAAGUCAUCCCGUCUCAACUUCGCCCCACGCGCCUUCAGCACGACAGCCACCCGUUAUGACACCCCGGAUGUCUUCCAUUCCUUGAGGGAGGGCCCAGCAGCCAACUUCCUCGGUACCUUCCAGGAGGCACCCAAGACUCCCCAGACCCUCACCGAAAAGAUUGUCCAGCGCCAUGCGGUCGGCGUGGCAGAGGGCAAGGUCAUUCGCUCAGGUGACUAUGUGACCCUUCAGCCUGCGAAGUGUAUGACCCACGACAACUCAUGGCCUGUUGCUCUCAAGUUCAUGUCCAUCGGUGCUACCAAGAUCAACGACCCAAAGCAGAUCGUUAUGACCCUCGAUCACGACGUCCAGAACAAGACUGAGAAGAAUCUGAAGAAGUACAGCCAGAUCGAGGAGUUCGCCGGAAAGAACGACGUCGUCUUCUACGGCGCUGGACGCGGUAUCGGUCACCAGAUUAUGGUCGAAGAGGGCUACGCAUGGCCAGGAACAUUGGCUGUGGCCUCGGACAGUCACUCGAACAUGUACGGCGGUAUUGGAUGUCUCGGUACACCGGUGGUCCGAACAGAUGCUGCGAGUAUCUGGGCGACUGGCAAAACCUGGUGGCAGGUCCCUCCGGUUGCAAAGGUCACUUUGAGCGGCGCCAUGCCCAAGGGUGUCACUGGAAAGGACGUUAUCGUUGCUCUCGCCGGUCUGUUCAACAAGGACGAAGUCCUCAACCACGCCAUCGAGUUUGUCGGAACCGACGAGACCCUGCGCACCAUCCCCGUCGACGAUCGACUCACCAUCGCCAACAUGACCACCGAGUGGGGUGCUCUGACUGGUCUUUUCCCCAUCGACUCCGUGCUGCACGGCUGGCUGCGAGCCCGGGCUACACUGGCCGCCAUGGGUGAGGGCGAGGCUAAGGACCACCACCAGAAGCAGUUCGUCCACGAGCGUAUCGACGAGCUCUUCACAGCCACCGGCAUCGUUGGACAACAACUCGGCCACAUCUGGAAGCCGGCUUUGGCCGCCGACAAGGGCGCUGUCUACGCCAAGGAGCUCUUCCUCGACCUGUCCACUCUGUCACCCUACGUCUCUGGACCCAACUCCGUCAAGGUCGCCACACCCCUCAUCGAGCUUCAGAACCAGGACAUCAAGGUCAACAAGGCUUACCUCGUCUCUUGCACCAACUCCCGCGCAUCUGAUCUUGCGGCUGCUGCGAAGGUCUUCAAGGAGGCUGCUGCCGCCAACGGUGACAAGGUCCCCAAGAUCCCUGAGCACGUCAACUUCUACAUCGCCGCCGCAUCGAUCCCGGAGCAGAAGGCCGCAGAGGAGUCUGGUGACUGGCAGACCCUCCUAGAAGCCGGUGCUCAGCCGCUGCCUUCUGGAUGUGGUCCUUGCAUUGGCCUCGGUACAGGUCUUCUCGAGCCCGGCGAGGUCGGUAUCAGCGCCAGCAACCGCAACUUCAAGGGUCGCAUGGGCUCCCCGGACGCAAAGGCAUACCUUGCCAGUCCCGAGGUUGUCGCCGCCAGUGCACUUUCUGGCAAGAUCUCCGGCCCUGGGUGGUACGAAGCCCCAGAGGGCUACGAGGGCGUCCGCCGCGGCGAAGGCGACGGCAUCCCCGAGGAGGAGCGCAUGAUGACCAUCGAGGACAUGAUCGAGAAGGCCAUCAAGGAUGCAGAAGCGGCUGCUAAUUCAUUUGGCGAGAUUGCGAACCCAACCAUCUCCGAGCCCGCAGCAACUUCCUCAGAAGCCGAAACACUCACGGAGAUCCUCCCCGGCUUCCCCGAAAAGAUUUCUGGUGAGAUCGUCUUCUGCGACGCAGACAACAUCAACACCGACGGUAUCUACCCCGGCAAGUACACAUACCAGGACGAUGUAAGCCGCGAGAAAAUGGCGGAAGUGUGCAUGGAGAAUUACGACCCUAGCUUCGGCCAGACCGCAAAGGCCGGCGACAUUCUCGUCUCGGGCUUCAACUUCGGCUGCGGUAGCAGUCGUGAGCAGGCCGCAACUGCUAUCUUGGCGAAGGGCAUCCCGCUUGUCGUUGCUGGUAGCUUUGGCAACAUCUUCAGCAGGAACAGCAUCAACAAUGCGUUGAUGGGUGUUGAGGUGCCUAAGCUGGCCAACAGGCUGCGAGAGGUGUUCUCCAGCAAGGCCGUCGAGUCAAGUCAGCAGGCGAUUAAGGAGCUGAGCCAGAACAGUCAAUCGCUUGACUCGCCGCCACCUGCUGCUACUGCGCAGCCUGCUGAGGCUAAGCAGCUCACUCGCAGGACUGGCUGGACGCUUGAGUGGGAUGUUCGCAGAAGCACUGUGAAUGUCCAGGAGGGUCCCAACGGUGCUAAGUGGAAUGUCAAGGUUGGUGAGCUUCCUCCCAACGUGCAGGAGAUUAUUGCUCUCGGUGGUCUUGAGAACUGGGUCAGGAAGGAGAUUGGCGGCACUGCUUGAACGUUGUAAGAUCUGUGUAUACCCAUUUAGAUACAUUGCAUGGGCCGGCGUUCGUUUCGCGUAGUAUUGUAUUGUACAUGUUGCUCCCCUUCACCAAAAGCUGGUCCGGCGCAUCGUUCUGUGUGCGCUUGGUCAUGGUUGUAGCACAUAGAAAGGAGCUCUAAUGUAUGG
This is a messenger RNA of Macroventuria anomochaeta, 2704 nucleotides long. RefSeq names its product homoaconitase mitochondrial precursor. The transcript is spliced from 2 exons. Lineage: Eukaryota; Fungi; Ascomycota; Dothideomycetes; Pleosporales; Didymellaceae. Gene Ontology annotation, biological process: L-lysine biosynthetic process. The record is from RefSeq and is a predicted model, not a curated record. Bases 23 to 2533 code for a protein of 836 amino acids. Gene Ontology annotation, molecular function: 4 iron, 4 sulfur cluster binding; homoaconitate hydratase activity.